UUUACCAUGUCACCAGUUGGGCUUAAUGAAUUUGGUUUCAAAUGCUAGGUUGGGCGUUGCAACUUCUAUUUUGGGGUCAGAAUUUACACCUAUUCCGCGAUGGCAGACAAGGAAGAAGACACAACCCGUAUCUGUGACCAGUGUCACAAGGAGGUGGCUGUGUCCAACUUUGCCUUGCACGAGUCCCACUGCCAGCGGUUCCUAUGCCUGUGUCCAGACUGUGAUGAGCCGGUUCCCAGAGAGCUAUUGGAGCAGCACCAUCAGAACCAGCACAGCCAGGUGAAGUGCACCAAGUGCGACAAAAAGGUGGAGAGUUGCCAGCUCCUGGACCAUGAGUGUAAGGCAAGGCUGCAGCGCUGUGAGUUCUGCCCGGUGGAGCUGCCGCUGUCGGCCAUGGCGGAGCACAGCCUGGCGUGUGGCAGGCGCACCGAGCGCUGCUCCGACUGCGGACGCUACGUCACUCUGAGGGACCAGCCGGAGCAUGCCCAGAUCUGCCCUGACCUCUAUGUUCCCGAUAACCCCUCCCCACCAUCCUCCAACAGCAGGCGAACAGCAGUGGUUUGCAGGAGCUGUAUGAGGUCUUUCCCAUUGGAGGAGAUGGCGGAGCAUCAGCUGGAGUGUGACCACACAUCAGAGGAGUCUAAAGGUGAUGAUGAUGAGGAAAAUGGCAGCCACAAACAGGAGCAGGCCAGUCCUCGUUUGACCAGUUCUAUGAAGUCUGCAUUGUUCUCAGCCCAAGGCAGGAGGCAGGAGCGGGAAGUUGACCAGAUCAGCACCUGUCCCCACUGUCACCUGGCUCUCCCCGUAGUCACACUACGAUGGCAUGAGGUCAAAUGUCAGAUCCAUGUCAACUUGAAAUGAGAAACAUGCUCAGAACUUCUGAAGGAACACUCCAUGGUGAAUUGGCGUAGUGGAUGACAACUUAGUGAUGACGUUAUUUAUUUCAGCAAAUUGCAAGUUAUUUUUAGCAGAAAAUCUGUAUUUGAGGCAGUUGAGUUAUUUCUGGUGAUUGGACAGGUUGGGUAAUAGUAAGAGAUUAUGACUUAUUACAUUAGUCAGGAUUCUUCUCUCUACAAGAGGAUAAGAAUCCUAUUUUACGAUUGUUGUAUAAUUAAGCAAUAAGGCCCGAGGAGGUGUGGUAAAUGGCCAAUAUACCACAGCUAAGGGCAUAUAUCACAAAACCCUGAG
Molecule: messenger RNA, 1188 nt
Organism: Salvelinus namaycush (lake trout)
Lineage: Eukaryota; Metazoa; Chordata; Actinopteri; Salmoniformes; Salmonidae
Product: XIAP-associated factor 1-like
Exons: 7
Coding region: 100-861 (253 amino acids)
Biological process (GO): apoptotic process
Molecular function (GO): zinc ion binding
Source: RefSeq, a predicted model, not a curated record